Arabidopsis arenosa is the source of this 825-nucleotide messenger RNA. Lineage: Eukaryota; Viridiplantae; Streptophyta; Magnoliopsida; Brassicales; Brassicaceae. The record is from the annotation of a GenBank genome assembly.
AUAGAAGCAAAUAUUUUUGGGGAAAGAGUUGAGAGAAAGAGAGAGAGAUGAGGAAGCUGAAUCCGCUUCUGAAACGAGGCUUGAAAGCUGUUGAAAAUGGUGAUUUGGUGAAGGUCCUACAAACUGAAAUUCGUCACGAAAUCUCCCAUCCUCGUUUCCAUGGCGUUGAGACCGGUUCUUUAGGAGAUUUCAAAUUGGAUUGGGAUUCUCCGGAAAGCCAAGAUAUUGUUCUGAAGAGACAGUUUGUUUCAGGCGAGGAGGUUGUGGUUUCGGCUUUAUUGCAACCAGAACCUAUAGAACUAGAUGAUGAUUUAGUGUUUCCUAGGGAAGCUCUUGCCAAAGUUUGUAUCAAAAAGCCUGGUAUCAGCUCUAUCUUGCAGUUUCAUUGCCGGGUUUACGAAACAGGAUCUGGAUCUUCUCAUUUCGACGUUGAGAAAGCGCGCUUUAUCCGCUCUUUGGUUUCUGCUUCUUCUUCGACUUAUAGAGAUAAUUUUCUCAGGCCUAUAGAUUUCAAACUGGGGCAUGAACUACGGCAUUAUCUAAUAUCCAAGGGAAUCAGUGAAGGCCUAACCAAUUUCAUUGUGUGUCACCUGAACAAGAAGGAGCAGGAUCAGUACGUUAACUGGUUACGCAAGCUUGAAUCAACAAUGUCACAUUCUCCAAAGCCGUGAGUGUUUACUCCAUAAGCUCAUUUCUUUUCACCUUCUUUUUGUUGUUUUUUCCGGAAUUUUUCUUGCAAUGGUAAAAUGGAUUAGGAGUAGCAUUAUUAGCUAAGAGAGUCCUUGCAAUGGAUGUUUUGAGGGAAAAUAUAUUGACAAAUACAUG